GAAGGCUGCAAGAUCCACCAGACGAGUCUUCACUAGUGCUUCUAUGGGACCUGUCAGACCAUCUCAUGAAGCAGCAAGAACAUCAAUGGCUAAACAGGCUAUCUCUAAAAAUGCAACUAAUAUUUCAAAGUUCAUCAAUGAAAGGAGAUUAAACAAGUCCCUCAAUUCAGACUUACUGAAGAAGUGUCUCUUUUGUGGCAAGGAAUUUUAUUCAGGAAAUGACCAGCAUUUGAAUGAGAGCUGUCAGAAGGAAGGCAAAAGUUGUACCAACCAGCCAGUGAGAGAGAGUCCAUCAAAACAUUCAUCUGAAGCCACAAAUGACCUGCCAGACAUGAAAAUUAAAUCAUCUAUUAAUUUAUCAGCUUCACAAAUACAAACACAACAUGAUAACAGUACUCUAAUAGAUGAUGCUGUGGCUGCCAUUGAAGGAAUAAAUGGCACCACAGAAAAGAAUGUGCAUUUUUCUAAAUUCAACUCAGAGCAAUGCUUUUUGGGUGUCCUCAAGUCUCAUCCAGUCUUUAAGGAAUAUGAUCUAUUGCCUGCGACGUCUUCACUCUGGCGACCGAAAUUGAAACUUGACAGACGCCUGGACUGGAACGCCCAAGAAGACAGACCCCAAAUCCCUGCUGGUAAUCAAAGUUCCAAGUCCAAAAAAGGACUUCAAAGCGCCAUCUCCAGCCAGCAGCGGCUGAGCUCUUCUACUGGCAAUAUUGCUGC
This is a messenger RNA of Hyalella azteca, 717 nucleotides long. RefSeq lists its product as uncharacterized. NCBI's taxonomy places the organism in Eukaryota, Metazoa, Arthropoda, Malacostraca, Amphipoda, Hyalellidae. The record is from RefSeq and is a predicted model, not a curated record.